This is a messenger RNA of Chrysoperla carnea, 3162 nucleotides long. It is a transcript of the gene aph-1, whose product is annotated as gamma-secretase subunit Aph-1. Gene Ontology annotation, molecular function: protein-macromolecule adaptor activity. Gene Ontology annotation, cellular component: gamma-secretase complex; membrane; endoplasmic reticulum. NCBI's taxonomy places the organism in Eukaryota, Metazoa, Arthropoda, Insecta, Neuroptera, Chrysopidae. Gene Ontology annotation, biological process: Notch signaling pathway; positive regulation of catalytic activity; protein processing. The transcript has a single exon. The record is from RefSeq and is a predicted model, not a curated record. Bases 249 to 971 code for a protein of 240 amino acids.
UGAUCAGUUAGGUUAACUUUUCUUUUGAUAAGCAAUCUCAAAAUUCUUUAGACAACAAAAAAAUGAUUAAUUAGUGAUUAGACGUCAAAUUAUUUCAUCACCAUAAGAAGUUCAUGAAGAAGCAAUUACAAGCCGAAUCAUUCUAUAGUUGUUUCUUCAUUUAAUAAAUUAUGCCAGGCUAUUAUAUUGAAUAAUAUCAAAUGAUAUAGAAAUUUAUAUUUGGCAACAAAAAAUAAAUAAAUAUAAUAAUGACUGUCGUAGAAUUUUUUGGUUGUACGUUUUUGGCUUUUGGACCACCAUUAGCGAUGUUUUCAUUUACAAUCGCCCACGAUCCGAUACGAAUAAUCAUUUUAAUUGCAGCAAGUUUUUUUUGGCUAUUAUCGUUACUACUAUCAUCACUUGUUUGGUUCAUAGUUGUACCAUUACGAAGUCAACUGAUAUUUGGAUUGGUAUUUUCUGUAUUAUUUCAAGAACUAUUCAGAUUUUUAAUAUACAAAGUGUUACGAAAAGCUGAAGGUGGAUUAAAAAAAGUAACGGAUAACAGUGCUCAAAUUAUUGAAAAUAAACAUGUUUUGGCGUAUGUUAGUGGAUUGGGAUUUGGUAUAAUUAGUGGUGCAUUUUCAUUAAUAAAUGUAUUGGCUGAUGCUGUUGGUCCUGGAACAAUGGGUUUGAAAUCUGGUUCGGAUUUAUUUUUUAUCACAUCAGCUGCAACAACACUAAGUUUUAUUUUAUUGCAUACAUUUUGGAGUGUUAUAUUCUUUAAUGCAUUAGAUAAUCGUAAUGGAUUUCAUCUUUUAUGGGUAAUUGGUUCCCAUAUGUUUGUAUCGUGUAUAACAUUGGUAAAUCGAUCCGAAUUGUAUUUGCUUAGUUUAACGUCCGCCUAUGUGAUACUAGUUUUAACUGGGUUAUUGGCUUAUAACACAGUUGGUGGAACAUUUCUUAGUUUCAAAAGGUGUAUUACAAAUCAAUGAACGUGUUUACGGUUGUAAAUGGUUUAUGUAUUAAGGUUUUUCCUCGUGUUUUCUUUUAUGAUGUGAUGUGUUGGAAAAUAAAAUCUUGGCUAAUCUUUGUACAAGAAUUACAGGCAAAAAAGACAAUAGUGAAUAGUGUUUUAUACAUUCCUAUUAAUUAUAUUUUUUUUUGAAAUUCGUUACAUAAAUUACACAGGUCUGCAAACAAAAAUUUUUUGUCAGCUGUAUGAGAUAUUUUUACUAAAUUAUAUGUUUUAGAAUGCGCUGAUUUCAGAAAUGAUGGCCAUUUUUUUCUAUCACGUAAGGUUUUUUUGAUAAUUCAAACACAAAAAAUUGGUAAAAGCACUCGUAGUCUGUAAGCAUAGUGACAUCCCAUCUCCCUUGGUACCGUCUCUCGAUAUCGCGGACAUCCUGGUGAAUUCGUUCCCCGUGUUUUUCGCUGUAAGCUCUCAGGUUUUCAUGAAAAAAAGUCUAUGUAGGAGUGCAAAAAAUGGACUUUCAGGCUUAUCAGCCUUGAGCUUCGUAUGCUGCUAGUUGAACAAUGGUUUUGUAGUCAGAAUCCUUAGUAUUUCUCAAAAACUUUCACACUACAUCUUUGAACGAUACACAAGCUUAUUUUUCCUUCUCAUUCAUACUUUCCACAAAGAGGGUGUCAUAUGCACAGAAUAACCCAUUGGAAGCGAUUUAUUUUAUUAUGCAAUAAUAAUACUUUAAGACUAGUUUUAUAUAAUAUUACUAUAAAAUACUAUAUAAUACUACUUUAGGACUAGUUUAUGUUGUUAUAAAUAUCUAUAAAAAUCUAUGUGAUAGAAUGUUUUGAAUAUUUUUCCUGUUUUUGGGAGGUCAUAAUCUAUAAGAAAAUGUAAAAAAUCCUAUGCAGUUUUUUAGUCGCAAGCCUGUGUUAUAAAUACGCCAUUAUUUAAAUUAAUUUAAUUUUGAAAUUAUUAAUCGGACAAUAACUACUUUCUAUUUUCAACUUUAAAUACAUUAAAUUUUAAAUUAAUUUAAAUGAAGAAUAUGUUAUUAUUGAAUUUUUAUGCUAAGAUGUUAUAAUGCUUAAAAUGAUAAAAAUUAACAAUAUUAUAACAGUUAGAAACUUAAAUGUAUACUUUCAAGACGCAAUUUAUAUCAAAACAUUAAUUCCGUAAUUUUGUGUAAGGUAUUCGCACAUUACCGACUUUUCGGUUUGCUAAUAAGUAAUCAUAUCUACUAUCUAAAAGUUGAGAGACGCCAUUUCACCCAGAAAAUAAUGCAAUAAUUCCUAAUUCCAAAUUAGCACGUUAAGGGAGAAACAAGUAUUUAAUAAGCGAUAAUUACUAUGUAAUUUUCUUCUAUUUCGCACAUUGCCAAAAUUUUGUGCUCUUCCCAAAACCUUUUCCGUAAUCAUGAGAAAGAACCUCGGACCACUGUAUAUGGAGAAUGAUUUUCGGUCAAAUCUCGCCAGAACUUUUACAAUGAAUUAAGCUUAUCAAGUUACAUAGAAAAUUCAUAUUUCACAUCGGUUGAGAAAAGAAAACCGUCCACAAAAUUUAUAAAAUAUAAUUUUCUGCUGAUAAGUAUAUUUUUUAAAUUAUUUUUAACAAUUUGGUUCAAAAAAACAGACGAGCAAACCAGGAAUCAUUUCCGUAGAAGAGGUGGGCUCUUGAUAGUUUAUUUAUCAUUAACUCUAAUUAUGGAAUUAGAAAUUUAUAAAAAAGAAAUUACACAUUUUUGAUUACACGCCUUUUGGUCCAGUACGAAUUAUCAAUUGAUUAAUUGAAAAAGUGAUCAAUCUCGAAAUCCUUAUAAAGAACUCUGAGAGACAAGAAUCAAGGAUCAAUUCCCAACCUAUUUCAAGAGGAAUAUUUUUUUUGGGUUAAUUUCUCUGGCUAGAUAAAUUGUAAAAAUUUCCGCCCUCGAAAAAACUACUCCCAUGUAGGUUUCAUAUUUUGAAACAUGUAGGAAAUGAAUUUGAUUGUUUAAAAGAAAAACUCGGUGGGGUUUCGAAGUGAAUAUAAUUUUGUACUGAACUAUCAGGAUGAGUAAAUCUUGAAAUAUAAACCAAUUUUCGAGUAUGAAUGUGAUUUUUUUUAACUUUAAUUUAAUUUAUUUUUAAAUCACUUGAAUUAUCAUGAUCUACUUAUUGUAGAUCGUAAUAAAAUUUCCAAUAACGAAAAUCACUCCUUGUACUUGGAUAAUAAUAAAUUGUAAA